UGUUUGCUCAUCAUCUUCAGAAAUCUGUUUGAUUGUAGGGACCUUGCAUGUAUUGUGAUUGAUGUGUGAUACAUGCAUGACAGUGCACAAUAAGUUCGUAAAGCUCAUCAUCAUCUUCAGUGUGUUUGCAGGCAUUUUCUCGCCUAAGAAGGUGUUUAAUAUGCAUUAUUGACACAUGUUGACUGUGCAUAUUAAUAAAGAUUUCACAAAUGCUGCUUUGACUUUUUAAAAGUACAUUUAUGUUCAUAUAAAUGCGUGAUACCAUCGUUGACAUUUUCAGAAAGCAGUGUUUGCUUUCACUUUGCUUGCUUUUGAGGCGUUUUAAAAUGCAUUAAUGUAAUGUCUUUUGGCUGAGCAUAUUAUCAUAUGCUACUUAAAUGCUGCUUUAACUUGAUAGAGUACAUUUAAGUCCAUAUAGUUUCAAUUUCGUGUCCUAGAUGCGCAUUAACAGCGUGUAGGUUGUUUUGGCUGUGCUUAACACUUUGUUGCUCUUGCAUUAAAGACCUAGUCUCAUCUCGGUCUCGCAGAUGUGAUGUUACAUGACUGCUCUGAAACGAAAGGAAGCUGGUUUUGAAGCAGUGUGCGCGCAAUGACGCUGUUGUUGUGCGCAAGUGUGUUGACGCCACUCGUGGUCUCUUAAAUCGAUCGAUUCAGGAGGAUUUGGGCACUUUGAGCAGGAGACAGUUGAGUUUGCACGACUGCCGCGUCGCUUGCGCUUUCUAACCAAGUUUAGGUGCGUAUCCUCGUGCUUAAGUGGAGAUUUUAAAUGGUGCUCCGAAAGUUACCCGGUGUCUCAGCAUCGGGCAUGGGGCUUCGUCUGUCUCAGAAAUUCGUGUUUCUGCUGUUCCUGUCGGGGUUGGUUACUCUGUGCUUCGGGGCACUUUUCUUUCUCCCCGACACCGUGCGCCUGAAGCGCAUCUUCCUCUCCAAGAACGAGAAUCCCGCGGUGACGGUGGGCUCCGAUAGUGUGCUUUCAAAAAAGGUGCCCGGGGAUCCAGAGCAUCAGCGGGCGGCUUUAAAAGUGGGCGAGGGGUCGAAUGUCAAGCCUAAAGUGAGCCGCAAGCCCUCGGUCACCCAUGGAGCGAGAACCGUGGAGAGAUCUGUUGGGAGUAGAGCGCAGGACGAGAGGAGUCCGGCGAGGGCGCACGAACCGGCGGCUGGAGACGAGCGGGUCACCUCGGCCGCUCACAGCGGGGAACACGGCAGAGCUUACAGCUACGAGGCGUUUAAAAAGUGUCUGCUCAAACCAGCUUUGGGGAAGAACCAGGGAACUCCAUCAGACUCCGAGACGCUUCAGCGGAGGGAGAAAGUGAAAGAGAUGAUGAAGUUUGCCUGGGACAACUACAAACGUUACGCUUGGGGACAGAAUGAACUCCGACCUCUGACCAGGAACGGACACAUCGGGAAUAUGUUUGGUGGACUCAGAGGCGCUUCAAUCGUGGAUUCUCUGGACACGCUGUACAUCAUGGGUCUGAUGGAGGAGUAUGAGGAAGCCAAGGAAUGGGUCCAAAACAACCUGGACCUGAUCUCGAAUGGAGAGGCGUCCCUGUUCGAGGUAAACAUCCGUUACGUUGGCGGACUUCUCUCUGCGUACUACCUGACAGGAGCUGAGAUAUUUAAGCAAAAGGUGGUGGAGCUGGGUGAGAAGUUGUUACCUGCCUUCAACACCCCCACAGGCAUUCCCAGAGGAGUCAUUAACCUGGGCAGUGGCACCAGCUGGAGUUGGGGCUGGGCAUCGGCUGGCAGCAGCAUCCUGGCAGAGUUCGGCACGCUGCACCUGGAGUUCAUCCACCUGUCCCAACUGUCCGGAAACCCCCUGUUCACGGAGAAGGUGAUGAACAUCCGAAAGCUGCUGAACAAAAUCGAGAAGCCUCACGGUCUGUAUCCCAACUUCCUGAGUCCCGUCAGCGGCAACUGGGUACAGCAUCACGUUUCUAUCGGAGGUCUUGGGGACAGUUUCUACGAGUACCUGAUCAAAUCCUUCCUGAUGUCAGACAAGACGGAUCAGGAGGCCAAGAAGAUGUACUACAGCGCCAUGGAGGCCAUCGAGACGAACCUGGUGCAGAAGUCUCCGGGUGGAUUGACGUAUGUGGCCGAGUGGCGAGGAGGAAUCCUGGACCAUAAGAUGGGGCAUCUGGCCUGUUUCUCCGGCGGGAUGAUCGGCAUCGGUGCUGACGACGGGCCGGCGGGACACAAGCAGCAUUACCUGGACCUGGCUGCUCAAAUCACUCACACCUGUCAUGAGUCCUACAGCCGCUCAGCCACCAAACUGGGUCCAGAGGCUUUCCGCUUCGAUGCAGGAGCCGAGGCCACAGCCACCCGAAUGAGUGACCGCUACUACAUCCUGAGGCCAGAGGUCAUCGAGAGCUACAUGUACAUGUGGCGUUUGACCCAUGACCCCAAGUACAGGCAGUGGGGCUGGGAGGCUGUUGAGGCGUUGGAGAAGCAGUGUCGUGUAGAAGCAGGUUUCUCGGGAAUCAGAGACGUGUACGCCUCCACAGUCAGUCACGACAACAUGCAACAGAGCUUCUUUCUGUCCGAGACGCUCAAAUAUCUGUACCUGCUGUUCUCGGACGAUGAUCUCCUGCCGCUGGACGACUGGGUGUUUAACACAGAGGCUCAUCCGCUGCCUGUUAUACGCAAAAGAUGCCUGCAGGAGCACAGCAACCCACAAGAUGACGAACAGACCAACCUGGAGUAGUAUUUACCAUCACACACACACAUGGAUUCAACCUCACGGGUCCUGACAUGGAUUCUCAGCUCCUUUUCUAUAAAGGAUGUCUUCAUAUAUAUAUAUAUAUAUAUAUACGCUGUGAUUGUAAAUCUCUGAGCCGAGGCUUUCCGCUCUCUUCGGCUGGUGCAACUUUCCGUGGACAAUCAGUGAAACAUGACUUUCAUGUGAAGAGCACCUUUUUUUCUUUGCUUCUUUCCUCUAUGAGGAAAAACGAAUAACUUGCAGCCCCGAAUCUGUGGGAGGAGUGUUGUACGAUGGCGGGCCAUGCUGAGCGAAAGAGAAAACCACUUUUCUUCACGUCUCUCCUGUAAUUUAUCUUUUCUUUCAUCCUUUCAUUGUGUAUUCCUUUCCUGUCUCUUCUGCCAAAGCGUUUGCAGUCUUUUCUAUUUCCCAGCCCUUGAUAUUUUGUUCUAUCUAGUUUCGAUUCCAAUUUUGUGCUAUGAUUUCUUUCUUUUUUUUCAAGGACUGAGAUAUUUACAAACCAGACAAAAGAAGGAUGCUUUGUGAAAUGUGUUGUACAGAAUUGGUUUGAACAGGAAGUUGAAUGAUGUCAUUGGCAGGGCAGGAUUGUUUUACCUGAUUGUAAACUUAAAAUGCUUCAGCUGCAUUGUGAGCCUCGGUGUUGUGCACGACAUGUUUCAAAGACCAGCAUCACCAGAGGAAAAACACACUUGCACUGACACCGGAUGGCCACUAGGGCUGGGCGAUUUUAUAUUGAAUAUUCAUUAUAUUUUUGCAUGCAAUUAUUUUAAUGUGCUUUUUAAGUCAGACUAGUUUCAUGGUGGUUCUUCAGUAUCAAAAACUGGAUUUAUGUUUGAUUCAUUUCCAUGAAUCACAUCAAACUGCAUCCUUUUUUAUGAAUCGAUUCAGAAUCUAAAGCAAAGAUGCAAUUGCAUCACCCUUCAGAAAUCCAAACGAAUGUGAAUCACAAUUAUUUUAAUGCACUAUUUAAUUAGUCCUUUAAGUUUCAUUAAGAUUGCAGCAUCAGACUAGCUUCAUUAUGAUUCCUCAGUAUCAAAAGCAACAUUUACAUUUUAUUAAUUUCUGUAACUCGCCUAAAACUGUUUGAAUCAAUUGAUUCAAAAAGCAAAACAAUAUUUUCAAUAUUAUGAAUUACACAAUUAUUAUUUGUCCAUUGCAUUUCCUAAAGAUUGAGUUGUUAAAAUAGUUUCAUGAUUCUUCUCCAGUGUCAAAAACAGCAUUUAAGUUUGAUUCCUUUCCAUGAAUCACUUCAAACUGAUUCAACAAAUGGAUUCAAAACUCUAAAAAGCAAUGAUGCAUUUGUGUCAUCCUUAAAAAAUGC
This is a messenger RNA of Carassius carassius (crucian carp), 4037 nucleotides long. RefSeq names its product mannosyl-oligosaccharide 1,2-alpha-mannosidase IC-like. Bases 767 to 2701 code for a protein of 644 amino acids. Gene Ontology annotation, cellular component: extracellular exosome; Golgi membrane; endoplasmic reticulum. Gene Ontology annotation, molecular function: mannosyl-oligosaccharide 1,2-alpha-mannosidase activity; calcium ion binding. The record is from RefSeq and is a predicted model, not a curated record. The transcript has 12 exons. Gene Ontology annotation, biological process: N-glycan processing; carbohydrate metabolic process. NCBI's taxonomy places the organism in Eukaryota, Metazoa, Chordata, Actinopteri, Cypriniformes, Cyprinidae.